Prionailurus viverrinus (fishing cat) is the source of this 3656-nucleotide messenger RNA. It is a transcript of the gene SLC11A2, whose product is annotated as solute carrier family 11 member 2. The coding region runs from base 496 to 2466 and encodes 656 amino acids. Gene Ontology annotation, molecular function: iron ion transmembrane transporter activity; manganese ion transmembrane transporter activity; cadmium ion transmembrane transporter activity. The record is from RefSeq and is a predicted model, not a curated record. The transcript is spliced from 17 exons. Gene Ontology annotation, cellular component: plasma membrane. Gene Ontology annotation, biological process: metal ion transport. NCBI's taxonomy places the organism in Eukaryota, Metazoa, Chordata, Mammalia, Carnivora, Felidae.
UUUCUUUUCCAGCAGAUGCCCCAGUCCUGGGUUCGCAUGUCUUUGUUGUCAGCCUGUGGAUCACUGAUUGACCAGCCUGAGUCAGCGGGUCCCUCAGAUCCCAAGGGACAGACUGGGCGGUGCUUUUACCCACACCGUGAGACUCCUUAUGAUUGCAUCAGUGCUGCACGUACCUAUGGAAAAUACUAGUGGACUGUCAGGCUUGGGGUUAAUUGGUUUCAGCUAACACCUUAUGGGAGCAGAGUCCUUGUGCACAUGCUGCCGUGGUACAAGUGCCCUAACUAGCUUCACAGCAAGGGGAGUGGCAUCCUGAAGGAAAGCAAUUCCUUUGACUCCACCCCUUUCAUCCACUGCCACUCACAGAUUGGCCUCCAGCUCCUGCCCGGUGGAUCAAAGACGAAAUCUUAGAAUACACGUUUUCAAACUCAAUUAAUUGUUCAUUAAUAUCCGGGAGUGGCAGAUAUACGAUGCUUCCCUUUUCAUGGCAGGUCAAAGAUGAAAUUUGAUUAUGCUUUGAAGGGUGUGGUUUGCCUCUUGAAAUUCCCGGCAGUGUCUUUACCAACGUGGUGUUGCCCAGAGCAGCCCAAAUGCCCUUAUCUAACCAAGGGAGGCGCACUUGUCUGCAUAUAUACAGGCAGGAGCCAACACUCGGAAAAGUCAAAUCCAGCCUGCACAAUGAAGAAGCAACCUAAGAAGGAUGAAGCUCCACACUGUGAGCUCAAAUCCUAUUCUAAGAACUUGGACACUCAGUCAUCCACCAUGGUAUUGGGUCCUGAACAGAAGAUGCCAGAUGAUGAUGCUUCUGGAGACCAUGGGGACCCUGCCAGUCUUGGUACCCUCAACCCUGCCUAUAGUAACUCAUCUCUUUCCCAGUCCACUGGGCACUCACAGGAGCCCUUCACCACCUACUUUGAUGAGAAGAUUGCCAUUCCUGAAGAGGAGUAUUCUUGUUUUAGCUUUCGUAAACUCUGGGCUUUCACGGGACCGGGCUUUCUUAUGAGUAUUGCCUACUUGGAUCCAGGAAACAUCGAGUCUGAUUUGCAGUCUGGAGCAGUGGCUGGAUUUAAGUUGCUCUGGGUUCUUCUGUUGGCCACCAUGGUGGGGCUCCUACUCCAGCGCCUUGCAGCUAGACUGGGAGUGGUCACGGGGUUGCAUCUUGCUGAAGUGUGUCACCGUCAGUAUCCCAGGGUCCCACGAAUUAUCCUAUGGCUGAUGGUGGAGUUGGCUAUCAUUGGCUCAGAUAUGCAAGAAGUUAUUGGCUCAGCCAUUGCCAUCAAUCUCCUGUCUGUAGGAAGGGUUCCUCUAUGGGGUGGAGUUCUCAUCACCAUUGCAGAUACCUUUGUAUUUCUCUUUUUGGACAAGUACGGCUUACGGAAGCUAGAAGCAUUUUUUGGCUUUCUCAUCACUAUUAUGGCCCUCACAUUUGGAUAUGAGUAUGUUACAGUGAAACCCAGCCAGAGCCAGGUACUCAAGGGCAUGUUCCUGCCAUCCUGUCCAGGCUGUCACACCCCACAGAUCGAGCAGGCUGUGGGCAUCGUGGGAGCUGUCAUCAUGCCACACAAUAUGUACCUGCAUUCUGCCUUAGUCAAGUCCAGACAGGUAAACCGAGCCAAUAAGCAGGAGGUACGAGAAGCUAAUAAGUACUUUUUCAUUGAAUCCUGCAUUGCUCUCUUUGUUUCCUUCAUCAUCAACGUCUUUGUCGUCUCCGUCUUUGCCGAAGCAUUUUUUGAAAAAACCAACGACCAGGUGGUUGCAGUCUGUAGAAAUGCCAGCAGUCCCCACACUAGCCUCUUUCCUGACGAUAACUCGACACUGGCUGUGGACAUCUACAAAGGGGGUGUUGUACUGGGAUGUUACUUUGGGCCUGCUGCACUCUACAUCUGGGCAGUGGGGAUCCUGGCUGCAGGGCAGAGCUCUACCAUGACAGGAACCUAUUCUGGCCAGUUCGUCAUGGAGGGAUUCCUGAACCUAAAGUGGUCACGCUUUGCCCGAGUGAUUCUGACCCGCUCUAUUGCCAUCAUCCCCACUCUGCUUGUUGCCAUCUUCCAGGAUGUAGAGCAUCUAACAGGGAUGAAUGACUUCCUAAAUGUUCUGCAGAGCUUACAGCUUCCCUUUGCUCUCAUACCCAUCCUCACAUUUACGAGCUUGCGGCCAGUAAUGAGUGACUUUGCCAAUGGAAUAGGCUGGAGGAUUGCAGGCGGGAUCUUGGUCCUUAUCGUCUGUUCCAUCAACAUGUACUUUGUCAUGGUUUAUGUCCAGGAACUAGGGCAUGUGGCAUUGUAUGUGGUAGCUGCUGUGGUCAGUGUGGCUUAUCUGAGCUUUGUGUUAUACUUGGGUUGGCAAUGUUUGAUUGCACUGGGCAUGUCCUUCCUGGACUGUGGGCACACGUACCAUCUGGGACUGACAGCUCAGCCUGAACUCUACCUUCUGAACACCGUGGAUGCUGACUCACUUGUGUCUAGAUGACUGACAGCCUGAGAGACUGUUUAAGAACCACUUUGUCUUAGUCCUUUUGUGCCAGGUGUCCUGUUAACAUAUCUCUGUUAGUUCAGAGGUGAGUUUUGUUCAGAUGUUUUGAACAAAAGUCAAAGAUUUCCUCAUGGGAAGGGUGUUAAAAGCUGCCAGCUCUAAGUGUAGGACAGAGACCCACCCACCUCACGAUGGUCCUACAGUAGCCAGAGUGACAUGAUUGGCCCACGGUGGCCACACACCCCUAUGGGCUUGUGUCUUGACCUCUGGAAUUUAAAAAAUAUAUAUGUGUAUAUAUUUAUGUAAACCUGAACAUGUCAGUUUGGGUAGAGUUUUAAGGUUAUGUGAAAUUGAUAGGUCUUAUUUUUUUAAAAGCUAUAGAUAAAUCAGAUAUUUGUUUUCUCUGGGUCACAAGUGACAGAGGAAAGGGAGUAAUGCUCUUUUUCAGAAUGAUCUGGUCAAAUUGACUUGCCUUUUAAAGUGACACUUGACUAUGGCUAGUUAAAUUCGAUUUCAGUUUUAACCAGACCCUUAGCGACUACUGACUAGCAGCACAUCAUUUCUAAAGGAAACAGUUCUUCUUUUCAGCAGAUUUAUCCUGGUUAUAUUGUGUGCUUUGCAAUUAUUAUUCUUUGUUGCUUUUCUUGAAAUCUUGUCAGAGGUAUGGUGGUAUUUCCCAAAGAGCUUAGUACCUCAUCAGAAGAUUCAGAAACCAUACUCUAACCAAUGAUCAGUUUUCCAUGUGACAUCGUAACUCAGCCCAUUCUAGCAUUCAAGCUUUAGGGAUAAAAAGAAGAACCUUCUAACAUUUAACUUUGUAAGUCCCAAACAGAAAAUGAUGGAGGUUACUUGUUUUCUUUCUAACGUUUGUAGAGUUCUACCAUGUCUUUUCUUCCCAUUUUUCCCCACUAAAACUCCACAGACACCAUUUCUAGGUCCAAAGUCUAUUUCCAGGAAUGGUUAAUAUUUCUAGUGUUGAAUUUCCUUGAAUGCUAAGCAUUUUAUUUAAGAUACUUAUAUCAAGUAAUACGAGAGCAGAACUAGACCAGGACGUGGACGACUAGUUCUCCUGUCAUAAACUGCCUGCCUACAUGUGGGUGAUAGACUUUUUUUGACCCCUCUUCUUAACCAGGACUUUUUUCCUUAAGAUUUUUAUAAUAAAAAUUAAUAUUUAAAAAUUGGAAAAA